Messenger RNA from Xyrichtys novacula (pearly razorfish), 4843 nucleotides. The record is from the annotation of a GenBank genome assembly. Lineage: Eukaryota; Metazoa; Chordata; Actinopteri; Labriformes; Labridae.
CUGACUCUGAAUCAUCAGGUUCAUAUUUGGACUUUAUUUAAAAAAAAAAAAAAACUUACUGGACUCAUCUAAAGAGGAACAUUUGGACAUCCUGACCCCUGGUCUCUCACUGGACUUAUUUUGGGCUCUACUGGACUCUUAUGGACUUUUUAAAAGGACUCCACUGGACUGCAUUGAUUCAUUUAAGUUGUAAAUAGAAAUCUGGUGAAAUCUGUUUUUUUUUUGUGUGCUGAUGAAUCAAUAUAGACUGAUUCUCAACUAGAGUUUGGAUCAAUUAAGUUUAUCAGAUUUGGGAUUUCUUCUUAAGUUCAAUCAAAUAUUUAUUGAAAUACAACAGAAAAGGUUUAAAAAAUAAACAGUUCUGGUUUGGCCAGAUCCUUUUAUUUUUAUGUUUAAUUGAUUUUACAUCAGAAAAAGGUUAAAUAUUCGUAUUUAUUUUGACAGUAAGAGGAUACUCCUUUCAUGUUGGCCUAGUUUAACCUUAUGUCUCGGUGGAGGAUGCAAAAGACCAUCAGCAGGGGUAGCAUGAGUCUCCUGUGUGUCCUGUGGCUGCUGACCGUCAGCCUGACUCCUGGAGGCCAAGCCCAGAAGCCGAGGGAGCCGGAGGAGGAGCAGCCAGGAGGCCGGGCCCAGCUGGCAGAGAGAGACGCGCUCUGCCACCAGGAUGGAUGCUACAGCGUCUUCCUUCAGAAGAGGAGCUUCAGGGAGGCUGGGCGGAGCUGCCGGGAGCGAGGUGGGACUCUGGCGACGAUGCACACCCACGAGGAAGCGGGUGUGGUCCAUGAGCUGCUGUCGGCCAUUGAGGCGCAGGGGACCAGAUCCAGGAUUCGACUCUGGAUCGGGCUGCACAGACCGCCACGCCAGUGUUCGGCCAGCAGACCCCUCAGAGGAUUCGUCUGGGUCACAGGCAAAGUCUAAACUUCUUCACAUUUGAGCUUCUAAGCUUCACCAACACUUGAGUCAUUUUAUUUGAUUUCAAUCUCCUCCUCCUCCUCAAUCAAACUUUAAAACCACAGCAACACGACUGUGACUCAUUUCUGAAACUUUGAUUUGAUCUGUUUAGUCUAAAAUGAAGUCUAAGUUCAGUCUAAACUUCUUCACAUUUGGCCUCUUUGCUUCUAAGAUUCACCAAAUCUUCAAUCAUUUUAUCUGAUUUCAAUCUCCUCCUCCUCCUCCUCAAACUUUAAAACCACAGCAACACGACUGUGACUCAUCUCUGAAUCUUUGAUUUAAUUCAUUUAGUCUAAACUGAAGUCUAAGUUCAGUAUAAAUUAAGUUCACUCUAAGUUCAGUCUAAACUUCUUCACAUUUGGCCUCUUUGCUUCUAAGAUUCACCAAAUCUUCAGUCGUUUCAUUUGAUUUCAGUCUCAUCCUCCUCAAUCAAACUUUAAAACCACAGAGGCACGACUGUGACCCAUUUCUGAGACUUUAAUUUGAUUCAUUUAGUCUAAACUGAAGUCAAAGUUCACUUCAAACUACGGUCAGUCUAAGUUCACUAUAAGUUCAGUCUAAACUUCUCCACAUUUGGCCUCUUUACUUCUAAGAUUCACCAACACUUCAGUCAUUUUAUGUGAUUUCAGUCUCCUCCUCCUCUUCCAGGAGGAGAGCAAACUAAGCAAAACUUAAAGCAAACUUUAAAACCACAGCGACACGACUAUGAGUCAUUUACGAGACUUUAAUUUGAUAAUUUCCAUCUGAAAGGCCCACUUUGAUAUUUGAUGUUGAUAUUUCCACAUCAUCUGUGACUACUUUAUGGAUGAAUCAAUCAGCUGAUCAAUAUCUACUUUUAAAAAAAAACACUGUAAUAUUAUCGCUGAUCUAGACUUUACCCUGUAAUUUCAUUCAGAGACCACACUUAGUCCACUAGAGCGAGCAUCUGGUUUGGGCAAGGAAAACUUUUUUAACAGACAGAAACCUCAAGCAGCCAUCGUACAUGUGGAGGGCCAAGAAAGAGGGAUGGAGGGAGAGGGGAAAAAAAGAGGGAGAAGUGAGAAGACAGACAAACAGACAGACAAAGGAGCAAAAACAGAAUCACAAACAGAUUCUGCUCCUUUCUCUGUCAGACUUUUGUACCUGGUCCAGCCUCCAAACUUUUCCCUGACUGAAUGGUUCUUACAUUAACUCCUUUUGUUUCACACAGACCGAGCUGGCGCGACAGAGGGAGUUCAAUCCCCCCUUUUGACCUCAGAGUCUGAUUUAGUCAUUACACAAACGCCACCCUCUAAAAAUCCAGAUGGACUUUUCAUCACUCAAAGUGUCGAGAAAAGUCUUUAAAUCUUAAAGUGGUUAUGUCACGAGCCCUUUAUUUCCAUGAGUCAUGAUUUCUUUAUUUCUUUAUUUCUAUUCUGCGGCGUAUCAAAGCAGAUAGUUUUGGUUUUGUUUCCUCUCGUGUUUCAGCUCAAGGGAUGUGAAAGAAGGUUUUGUUUCUCAUGUCCUAAAAGUAGAAAUAUUUAAAACAGAUGCACUGCUCAGAGCUCUGCAUUAUGAGUUUUUAUGUGGCAGUAGUUAGACUUAUUGCUGGUCCAUCAAAUAAGAAGUAUAAGUUUAAAAAGACAAAAAGUGAAGCCUUACUUUUAGGUCUGCAAAAUAAUGAUAGAAACAUCAAUAAAACAAGAUCAGAAUUAUUUCAAAGAUUAUUUAUUGAACAUUGUAAAAAUAGAGGCAAGAAUGAAACAAAAGGCAGAUUUUCAGAGACUAAGAGUAAAAAGGGAAAACAUUUGACUUUGAGGACUCCUAGUGGUACAGUAAAGGAACUGUUGUAAACAUGUAUGCUGCAAAAACAAGAUCCCUCAAAGUGUGACAACACCAUAUUAGAUAACUGUGCAGAGGGAAGCAGAAAGUUCAAGCUUUGAUGUUGAUUUUGUUGUAAAUUAAAAAAAAGAACUCUCACUGACCUUGGUCUUGUCUUCAUUGUUCAACAGGAGACCAGGACGGUCAGUUUACCAACUGGCUUCGUGAGGAAGCCCCAGGAGCAUGUGCGGCUCAUCGCUGUGUGGCCAUGACGGUCCACACCACAGAGGGCGGGCGUGAAAGCAGCGACAAUUUUCAGUGGCUGGAUGGUUCCUGCCAGCUGGCGUUGGACGGAUACGUUUGCCAGUACAACUACAAAGGGAUGUGUCCCCCACUGGAGGACGAGGGUCGAGGCCCGGCCUAUUACACCACCCCGUUUCACCUGGUUAGCACCAUACUGACACAUGUGCCCCAAGGGUCCGUUGCUGCUCUACAGUGCCCCGAGGAUCCCUCAGACCCACAUGCCAUCGCUGAGCAGACUGUGCUGUGCAUGGAGAGAGAUGAUGAGACAAUUGGCUGGUCCAGGGACGCCCCCCUCUGUUUCUCUGGUGCAGCUUCACGGAACCAGGACUGGUGUAGUGGGGACCACGGGUGUGAGCAGUUCUGCCAGAAUACAGACACAGACUACUACUGUUACUGCGCCGAAGGUUUUAUGAUAGACGAGGAUGGAUACUCCUGCAAGCCUGACCCCCUGAGCCAAACCGAUCCACCUGAGUUAUCAUCUGACUCUGCUGGUCCCACUGAUCAACCCCACCUCAAGGAUGUCUGUGUGGAGAUGGGGUGUGAAUACGACUGUACACAGACAUCUCGGGGAGUCCGCUGCACAUGCCCUCCUGGCUACCAAAUGGGCCCAGACGGUCGCAGAUGUUUAGAUGUAGAUGAAUGUCAGCAGGAACCCUGCCCACAACUCUGCGUCAACACCCCAGGUACCUUCCACUGCACCUGCCACAACGGGUACCAGCCGGAUGAUGAGGGGGAGUGUGUGGACAUUGACGAGUGCCUGGACGAGGGAAGCUGUGAGGGAAUCUGUGAAAAUACAGUUGGGUCCUUUGCAUGCCUGUGCGACUCAGGUUAUGAGUCGCACAAGCAGGGAGAGUGUGUAGAUAUAGACGAGUGUGCAGGGGGGUCGCCCUGCCAGCAGCAGUGUAUCAACAUCAUGGGAGGAUACCGGUGUUUCUGUGAUGAAGGCUACGAACUACAGCAAGAUGGACUUACCUGCCAGCCUUUACCUGAUGAUGAGGAAUAUUCCACUCUGACUCCCGAUUCCUUACCUGACUUUGACCCCAGUCGAGAUCUCCCCUGGUCCAGUGCAUUCACCCCAGAUCCAAACUUUGAGGCCGACACCAACUUUGACCAUGAAUGGCUGACAGAAACUCCAGAGAUGCCCUCUCCUGAUAUGGAGCAAGGGUCAGAAAACCACCUCAACCAAUGGGACGCCCUUUCACCAAAGCAAUACCAGACAGCUCCAUCCCCGACACAAAAAGGCAACACAGGGAAUGAAAUAGGUCAUGAGGCUGAAGCGAAGACCGGGGGCAGAGCAGCUGGUGAAGGGGCAGGAGAUAAGACUGAAAAUAAGUCAGCUGCUGGGACCGGGGAGGGGGAGCAACUGAACAGUGAUGGUACAGAGGGUGUCACCGGCACUGUUGAGGAAGGGGCUGAAUCUAAUACGGGUAAACGAAAGCAUGACAAGAGCUGGCUUCUCGUGGCCCUGCUUGUGCCUCUUUGUGUGUUCCUCGUGGUGAUGCUGGCUCUUGGGAUCGUCUACUGCACCAGCUGUGCCGUGGACAAGAGCCUGAGCUUCUCAAACUGCCACCGCUGGAUACUCCCCACAACGCCUCCAGACAGGAGGAAUGGCAAAGCCCAAGCAUGAACCCUGAAAUGAACAAACACAGGUGCAUGAGCACACUCAGCACAGAUGUGUUGAAGGCCCAGAUGUUUAACAUCCCUCUUGUGGUGCAGGACUUGUCACUGAAACUUUCAUUUGAUUUCGUACGGCUGACUGGCUCUAUCAUUCAUCGAGAAAAACCUAAUUCUUUCUGUUGCACAUCCUCUG